AUGGUAAUAGUGCUAGUCGUACCAGUUGUAUGUUUCGAAAGAUUCAUGGCCACAGUUCUAGUUCAAGAUUAUGAGAAAAAACGGCGACCAAUGAUUGGAAUUCUGCCAAUUCUGUUAACCGAAUUUGUCGGCACGAUUCUAGCGAUACUCUUGACAUUGACCUAUAUAACAGAUCAACAACUUGCUGCUAUUGUGAUCUUUGUUCAACUGAUUUCAUGUGCAGUGAGUACCAUUUUGAACCAGGAAACCUUAAAAUCACCUGAAAAACUAGUAUUUAAAAAUAAAAGUUAUAUGUUUACAGGUGUUUUAUCUUAUCCGACAUGUUACCAAGCAACUCGAUCGUAAAUGUGAAACCAACAACCAAUUUUACACUUUAAGCAUAAAAUAUCAGAUUUUUGAAACUUAUCGGCUUAUGAAACUCAUUCAAUUAUUAGUUUCUCAAGUUAUAAUUCUCAUAACAAUUCUAGCUUUUGCUGUUUGGUUGUACAGUUCACAAAAGCUUACAACUAUGCAAGGAAUCUAUAUGGCAAUUAUAGUAGAGGCAGUUGCGCAUAUGUGAGUUAGCCUAACCUUCACAUUUUCAAAAUAAGCGUGUUUUUGUUGUAGUAACCCGAUUUUCAUCUGCUCCUCCGCAAUGUUCUCCAUUCCACAAUGGCCGCAAAGAAUUCUCGAAUGUCUGCCAGGUCGAACACGCGCCUCGAAGAUCUCUGCCAAUAUCCUCGAAAAAAAACUAGACCCCGGAGCACGCAGCCAACUCUAUUUCGAACAUCUCAAAAAUUCAUGGUGA
Molecule: messenger RNA, 787 nt
Organism: Caenorhabditis angaria
Lineage: Eukaryota; Metazoa; Nematoda; Chromadorea; Rhabditida; Rhabditidae
Source: the annotation of a GenBank genome assembly